Microplitis demolitor is the source of this 737-nucleotide messenger RNA. RefSeq lists its product as uncharacterized. NCBI's taxonomy places the organism in Eukaryota, Metazoa, Arthropoda, Insecta, Hymenoptera, Braconidae. The coding region runs from base 8 to 637 and encodes 209 amino acids. The transcript has 3 exons. The record is from RefSeq and is a predicted model, not a curated record.
UUGUUUAAUGUUAAAUAUGGAAAACUAUCAUGCAGAUAAAUUAUUUUAUAUUGUAAAUUUAAAUGUCAACUCUGUGGUACAGAGCGGAAUAGAAGAGAUUGAAAAACUUGCUGGCGAAUUAAAUUCAAAUGAAAAUUAUAAAUUUCUAAGUUAUGUCAAAUCAUUUAUUGAUUAUGGAUUAUCAAGACUUGGACUGUCAGUUACUGAUGAAAGAACCCGACAAUCUUAUUACUGUGAAUUGUGGCAUCAUGUCAAUAAAAUACAAGAUAAUUACAAAUCGCUGUCAGAAAAAUUAUUUUACCAACGUAAACUUCACCGAGAAAUCGAAUCGAAAUUAAUGAGCGAGUACUUGAAGAAUGUUAAAGUGUUGAAAGAAUUUAAUGAUAAAUAUAUAAAUGACACAGAAUUUAUAUCAAAUAAAUAUGAACGUAUGCAAGUUAAUGAAUAUAAACAAUCUCUAGCAAGACAAAAUGAUUUAAAUCAAAUUUGUGGGUUUACUAAAAAUAAAACCGAUGCUUUGAUGGCGACGAAUAAAAAAUUAGAGAUGGAAAUCUAUUCUAAAAGGUCUUUUUUUAUUGAUAUAUUUAUUUCUUAUCUAAUAUAUGAAUUUUUCCUUUUAAUUUCUUUGUUAGAAUAAAAGUAAUAUCACAAUUAAUGUCGUUGCUUCAUCGUUAUGACACUGAAAUUGGUGACAAAAAAUGUCAUUUAGAAAAAUUAAAAGCAGAACGUUGUGAUCU